Brienomyrus brachyistius is the source of this 2426-nucleotide messenger RNA. RefSeq names its product transcription factor SOX-18-like. The transcript has 2 exons. Gene Ontology annotation, molecular function: RNA polymerase II cis-regulatory region sequence-specific DNA binding; DNA-binding transcription factor activity, RNA polymerase II-specific. The record is from RefSeq and is a predicted model, not a curated record. Gene Ontology annotation, biological process: anatomical structure morphogenesis; cell differentiation; regulation of DNA-templated transcription. Lineage: Eukaryota; Metazoa; Chordata; Actinopteri; Osteoglossiformes; Mormyridae. The coding region runs from base 196 to 1155 and encodes 319 amino acids.
UGAUUGGUACAUGGCUUAGUAUAUUUGUUCCUCUCAUAUGACACUGCUGACAGAAGUUUUAAACUUUGUUAAUAGAAGAGUUAUUCUUAGGUAAAUUCUGACAGGAGCCAUCAGUUUUCUGGACAUUCAGAAUUGCUAUUUCUUUAGGUUUAUAUGACUGGUUAAUUGAUUUAGAAUAAACCCAAAUCCAUAUCCAUGGACGGCAGCACCCACGCCAGGGCCCAGCCUUCACAGGUCACAGGCUUUGAUCGGGUCCAGGAGACUGACUCAAGACCCUCCUUGGGUGCGGACCGGGCCCCGGGGACCGAGCGUAGAGCUGGAGGGGAGUCCCGGGUGCGACGGCCGAUGAACGCCUUCAUGGUUUGGGCAAAGGAUGAGCGCAAGCGGCUGGCUCUGCGGAAUCCCGACCUGCACAACGCCGUGCUCAGCAAGAUGCUGGGUCAGGCGUGGAAGGCGCUGGGUCCAGCCGACAGGUGGCCGUUUGUGGAGGAGGCGGAACGCCUACGGCAGCAGCACCUGCAGGACCACCCCAACUACAAAUACCGCCCCCGCAGGAGGAGGCGGAUAAAGGCUGUUAAGAGCCAGGAGCCCCACCUGGUGCCCCACCUACUGCCAGAGCCUGAAGGCUACGGCCUGCCAACACCCAAGCUGUCCCUGCCAGACGGGCUGGAACGGAACAAAGGCGAAGAGGUGUCGGCCACCUUCUUCCCAAAGCGUGUGGAAGAGGGAGUGGUCCCCACGACCCCCUGGGAGAGGCCUCACCCUGUGAGCCACCCCCUUGUGACCCCCCAGGGAAAAACCUGGCUGCACCCUCAGAGCCACCUACAGCCUGCCGGUAGGUACUACGAGUGCUUCUACACUGAAGACGAACAUGGAGGGGGCCUCGGUCACGUCCUCACGGGGCCAGCGUGCCCCCACCCUGAACCCGCUACCACUCCAGUCUUUGAUCCCGGUUCAGAUGCCAGCAUGGAAUUCUGGACGGAUGCAGAGUGUGAUGAAUUCGAACGGUAUCUCAGCAGCUCGGAUCGGACUCCACUGGAGGGGGUUGCACCUGGAUGGGGUCGGAAUGCCCCCCAUGUGGAAACCAGCCCACUGAUCUCAGCACUCUCGGAUGCAAGUAGUGCUGUCUACUACAGCACCUGUAUCACGGGCUGAGUGAAAGGGCAACCUCCACCCUGUAGGGGGCGCUCUCCACAAGAGAACCACUGUAACUUUUUAAUAAUCAGACCAGAAGGCAAGAUGACCACAAAUAAGAAAAUUUUAAAAAGCAGCAAAAAAAAGUUUAGCUAAACUAUACAAAACUGUUGCUAACAGAAAGAUCAGCAGCAGCAUUGGAAGCAUGAGGGCGUAACAGCAUUAACACAUAGUUUAAGAAGGCAAAUGGGCACCAUAAGGCAAGAUGUGCGGCUGAGCUUUAAAUGCAGUGCUGGGUAACACUGCUGCUGUUGUAAACGUAGCGUUGUCGCAUUUUUAAGAUGUCUUUGUUUUUUGCUUUUUUUUUCCUCACCACCACGGUAAAUUUGCUGGUCAGAGAACGCGCUCAGCCCUGGAGGAAAUAGUUUUGCAUUGUUUGGAGAGUGGAGCAUGUCAGAGUCGUGGCAGACUCCCCUUGUACUCAUGUGAAUGCACAUCCUUUAAACUGGGGGCCCGGGGGGCAUGCUUUUUAGUAUGUAAAUCAAAAACAUGCGCUUUCAAUGAAACUAUAUAUUUAUAAUAUUAUUUUUGUUGAGAGUGACACUACACAAGAUUUUUUUUCCCCAAGAUGAAAUAAAGAAUAUUUAGUUUCCAGACUGUUUGUCCCAUCAAAUAGUUGUCAAGUUAUUACUUAUCUUUCUGUCAUCAAACGGGGUCAUUAAAAUGAGUUUUGACGUACAUUUGGGAAUGAAGUGAAGAAUGAUACGUUUGAAAAAUAUUUGUGUUCUAUUUUUCAUCUGUAAAACAUUGUCAUUUUAAAAUUUCCUCAUAUCUCGGGAUCUCCUGUUGGUUACACAUAAUAAAGCCAUGGUUUUAAUAAUGUCACUCUUUAGCAUCUCUGUAAGUUUGUUUAUCGGGUCUGUGAGCUGUAAAAGAGAGGGGGGUUUGUUGGGGUUUUUUUUUAUUAAAACUCACAUAAUCACUGCCAUACUGCUUAUAUGUUUUUAUUUUUUUAUUUUGUAGAAUGAGGCAGGAGACUGUUCUUUGUCUUUGAACAAACGGUAACAUGUAAGUUGUGCUACGUUCUGCUGCCUCAUUCCAUCUUUUUCGAUUUCUUGAAUCAACCGCAAAAUGAGCCGGGCUCAAAGGCAAUUUUGCCAAACCACUGACAAUAACGAAAACAUUUCUUUUUUCUUAACUGAAACCGCAGGAACAUUUUUUCCCCUCUUUUGCUUGUUUUUUUUCUGUAAAGAAAAUUGUGUUUGAGGAAUAAAUCUCUUGCCAUUUAGAAA